Molecule: messenger RNA, 3798 nt
Organism: Peromyscus californicus insignis
Lineage: Eukaryota; Metazoa; Chordata; Mammalia; Rodentia; Cricetidae
Gene: Plekhg5
Product: pleckstrin homology and RhoGEF domain containing G5
Exons: 22
Coding region: 271-3399 (1042 amino acids)
Biological process (GO): endothelial cell migration; Rho protein signal transduction
Cellular component (GO): endocytic vesicle; axon; plasma membrane
Molecular function (GO): guanyl-nucleotide exchange factor activity
Source: RefSeq, a predicted model, not a curated record
CACUGGAGUCUCCAAACACCCUGUACUUUUGUCUGUCCUGUCUCUGGCUCCUGGGCCAGCAAUUUCUCAUUGGAACUCAGAAAGAUCCAGAAAUCUGGACAAGGGGAAAGCCUCUGGGGUCCAAGGCUUCCAGCCCCAGGAGGCCCAAGUGGAGAGUACUAGUUGCUUGGUCUACACUCCACGUGGAAACAGAGGUACCUAGAGCCCUGGAUUUGAGAAGACCAGAGCCCAGCAGAGGAGAAGGGACUGCGCUGCCAGAACCCAGCCUGCAUGGACAAGGGCCGGGCUGCCAAGGUAUGCCAUCAUGCCGACUGCCAGCAGCUGCAUCGCCAGGGGCCCCUCAACCUGUGUGAGGCCUGUGACAGCAAGUUCCACAGCGCUAUGCAUUAUGAUGGGCACGUUCGCUUUGACCUGCCCCCACAAGGUUCUGUUCUGGCCCGGAAUGUUUCCACCCGAUCCUGUCCCCCACGCACCAGCCCUGCUGCAGACCUGGAGGAGGAGGAGGAGAGCUGUGUGGAUGGAAGAGGGGACCAGAAGAGCACUGGCCUAAAGAUCUCCAAGAAGAAAGCAAGAAGGAGACACACGGAUGACCCAAGCAAGGAGUGUUUCACCUUGAAAUUUGACCUCAACGUGGACAUUGAAACAGAAAUUGUGCCAGCCAUGAAGAAGAAGUCACUGGGGGAGGUGUUGCUGCCUGUGUUUGAAAGGAAGGGCAUUGCGUUGGGUAAAGUGGAUAUCUACCUGGACCAAUCCAACACGCCCCUGUCCCUCACAUUUGAGGCCUACAGGUUUGGGGGACACUACCUAAGGGUCAAAGCCAAGCCGGGAGACGAGGGCAAAGUGGAACAGGGAGUGAAGGACUCCAAGUCCCUCAGUCUGCCAAUCCUGAGGCCCACUGGGGCUGGGCCCCCUGUUUCGGAGCGUGUGGACCCUCAGAGCCGCCGAGAGCAUAGUCUGGACAUCUUGGCCCCUGGCCGCCGUCGCAAGAACAUGUCUGAGUUCCUGGGGGAGACGAGCAUCCCCGGGCAGGAGCCCUCCGCGCCUUCCAGCUGUUCUCUGCCUGUCGGCAGCAGUGGAGGCACCAGCAUCGGCACCAACGAGAGCUGGAAGAACCGGGCAGCUAGUCGCUUCAGCGGUUUCUUCAGCUCCAGCCCCAGCACUAGCGCCUUGGGUCGGGAAGUGGACAAGAUGGAGCAGCUGGAGGGCAAGCUCCAUGCUUACAGCCUCUUCGGGCUACCCCGGAUGCCACGGAGGCUGCGCUUUGACCAUGACUCCUGGGAGGAGGAGGAAGAGGAUGAGGAUGAGGAUGAAGACAAUGCAAGCCUGAGGCUGGAGGACAGCUGGAGGGAGCUCAUUGAUGGGCAUGAGAAGCUGACCCGGCGGCAGUACCACCAGCAGGAGGCAGUGUGGGAACUUCUGCACACAGAGGUCUCCUACAUCCGGAAGCUGCGAGUGAUCACCAACCUGUUCCUGUGCUGUCUUCUCAACCUGCAAGAGUCGGGGCUCCUGUGUGAGGUGGAGGCUGACCGCUUGUUCGGCAACAUCCCUGAGAUCGCGCGGCUGCACCGGGGACUGUGGAGCAGCGUGAUGGUGCCGGUGCUGGAGAAGGCGCGGCGCACACGGGCGCUGCUGCAGCCUGGGGACUUUCUCAAAGGCUUCAAGAUGUUCGGCUCACUCUUCAAGCCAUACAUCCGGUACUGUAUGGAGGAGGAGGGCUGCAUGGAGUACAUGCGUGGCCUGCUGCGUGACAACGACCUAUUCCGCACCUAUGUCACGUGGGCUGAGAAGCACCAGCAGUGUCAGAGGCUGAGGCUGAGUGACAUGCUGGCCAAGCCCCAUCAGCGGCUCACCAAAUACCCGCUGCUGCUCAAGUCCGUGCUGAGGAAGACUGAUGAGCCCCGCGCCAAGGAAGCAGUGAUCACCAUGAUCAGCUCUGUGGAAUGCUUCAUCCACCACGUGAACACGUGCAUGCGGCAGCGCCAGGAGCGCCAGCGGCUGGCGGGGGUGGUGAGCCGGAUCGAUGCCUACGAAGUUGUGGAAGGCAGCAAUGAUGAGGUGGAUAAGCUCUUGAAGGAAUUUUUACAUCUGGACCUGACAGCACCCAUGCCUGGCGCCUCCCCUGAAGAGACUCGGCAGCUGCUGCUGGAAGGGAGCCUGAGGAUGAAGGAGGGGAGAGACAGCAAGAUGGACGUGUACUGCUUCCUGUUCACCGAUCUACUGUUGGUGACUAAGGCCGUGAAGAAGGCAGAGAGAACCAAGGUCAUCAGGCCACCACUGCUGGUGGAUAAGAUUGUGUGCCGGGAGCUUCGGGACCCUGGCUCCUUCGUCCUCAUCUACCUGAAUGAAUUCCACAGUGCUGUGGGUGCCUACACAUUCCAGGCCAGCAGCCAGGCCUUAUGCCGAAGCUGGGUGGACACUAUUUACAAUGCCCAGAACCAGCUGCAGCAGUUGCGUGCACAGCUGUGUGCACAGGAGCAUCCAGGCAACCAGCACCUGCAGAGCCUGGAAGAGGAGGAAGAUGAGCAUGAGGAGGGUGAGGAGAGCAGUGCCUCAGCUGCCAGCUCCCCCACCAUCCUGCGAAAGAGCAGCAACAGCCUCAGUUCCCAGCACUGUGCCUCAGAUGGCUCCACCGAGACCCUGGCCAUGGUUGUGGUAGAGCCUGGGGAGACACUGUCUUCUCCAGAGUUUGGCCGAGGUCCCUUCAGCUCCCAGUCGGACGAGACCUCUCUUAGCACCACCGCUUCAUCCGUCACUCCCACUAGUGAGCUGCUGCCCCUGGGCCCAGUGGACGGCCGCUCCUGCUCCAUGGACUCUGCCUAUGGCACCCUGUCCCCCACUUCUCUGCAAGACUUUGGGGCACCAGCCCCUGUGGUCGAGCUUGUGCCCCAGCCCCUGGAGUUAGCGCAGACCCCCUCGCCCCCGUCCUCACCCCGCCUCCGCCGCCGCCGCACUCCUGUCCAGCUGCUCCCUCGUCUGCCCCGCCUGCUCAAGUCCAAAUCCGAGGCCAGCCUCCUGCAGCUGCUGUCGGGAACUGCCACCCGGGUAGUGCCCCCAGCUCCUAGCCGCAGCCUGUCAGAACUAUGCCUGAUCACUAUGGCCUCUGGGGUUAGGACUCGGAGCUCCCUUCCGGAAGGUGGCCCUGGCUGGAAUUGCCCAGGGGCCUGUGGCCCUAGCCAUGGCUCUGAAUUGUCAGAACCUGAGAACAGAGCCAGCCACUCCACUAGGGGACCUACAGAUUCUGCCAGAAGGAAAGACGUCCCUUCUGGGGCUGCUCCCAGGGUGCAGCCUGAGCCGCCACCGGGGAUCUCUGCUCAGCAUAGGAAGCUGACCCUGGCCCAGCUCUAUCGGAUCAGGACCACCCUGCUGCUUAACUCCACGCUCACUGCCUCAGAGGUCUGAGCGGAAGGAGACCCCAAGGGUGACACUGACUAAGGGACAGCAGAGAGCGUGCCGCCUGGGGGAUGUGGCACCUGCUUCACAGCUGCCUCGUGUGCGUGUGCCAGAGUGCCAGGCAGAAUGGUACCCAUCACCCCGUGGUCAGUUUGCACUUUGCCGGACUGGAUGGAAUGGAGAAGGGUUCCACAGAGUUCCGGGCCCUGGCUGCCAUGCUCCACCCCCUCCCCAGGCAGCCCCUUUCCCUCUGCUCUUGACAUGGCUGGUCCUCCGGGCUAGGUUCCCAGACUGCCCUCCCCGCCACCCUCAUUUGGACUCAUGCUGGCCUCUGAGGCUUGGCCUGGGCUCUGUCAAGCUGCGUAUUUAUUGAGUCUGGAUCUUUUAUAAAGACUUGUCUAUACUGUU